AUGCGUUCAUCAUCAGAAUUGAAUUGCGAGCCCAAUUUCAUGGCACAGUAUAUGUCAAGUUCUGCUCGUGCCGGAGUGAUUUUAAAUCCUGUUUUUUCUAGUUUGGAUUCAGAAAGAGACAUUUGCAUGUUGAGAUCUACCAAUACCCUACACCAUGUUCGUUCUUUUGAAAAUGUUGCAAAUAGUUAUGUCAGUGAAGACUCCUUUGAAGAGGUAGAUGUAACCUAUAGAGACUCAUCUGCUGCCUCUAAUAAUAGUGAUCAGUUGACUUCUGUGAGUGUAGCUUUGAAUGGAUCAAUGUUAACUUCUAAAAACCCUGUUGUUGAAUGGGACCAAAACAGAAUUAGCCCAUGUUUUAGAGAAGAUGAUCUUGAAAGAGAAGACUCUAAUGAUCCGCUUUUUAAGAAGCUUGAGCAGCUCAAAGCCUUACAGCAGCUGAAGCAGGAACAAUUGAAAAGACAACAAAUGGAGCAACUGCAAAAGCUCAUGGAGGAGCAGAAAAUGCUGCUUAAUUUAGUGUCUAGACAACCAGCCUUCCCAGAGCUUGAUCAGCAAAAUCAGCCAGUUGGACUAAACCGUUCUACAUCUCCUAAAACCAAUCUGUACAUCGAUUCACCAUUUGGUAAAAAUAGCCCUGUAGAACACUUACACGACCAGAACAAUUCCUCCAUGUUAUGCUCCCAAACUGAACAAAGCAUACAAGCAAGACCUAACGAUCGUCCUUCUGCAUGUGUUCAAGAGUUCUAUACCGAUGCUGCUGAAAAACGGAAUAAUCCUGAACGUGAUGGGCCCUCUCCUGGGGGUGAUGCUGGGAAUUAUGUGUGUGACAAUGAUAAAACGGAAGAAUCCACUCACUAUGAAGAUUCUUUAAAAUCUUCACAGGAAGAUGAAAAUAGCAGUUUACCAACUGGUAAUUCUAUAGAAACUUGUGACACAGAAGAAAGGCCAAUUUUAUCGGGAAUGAAGGAAAGAAAGAAAUCCUUUGAAGAACUUUUGGAGGAACAGAUGAGACUGGAAGAACAGAGACUUAAACAAAAUGAUCAGCAACAGGCCAGUGAACAGACUAAGCAUAAACAUGUGGUUAAACAACCAUUUCUGAGAAGAGGAGAAGGACUUGCAAGAUUUAGGAAUGGAAAGACAUUUACUAUAACAAAAGAGUGCAACUCCAAGCCUGAGGUCUUAAAUACUGCGAAAAUAGAGAAGACACAAAUCCAGAGAAAAAUUGCACCUGUUGUCAAAGAACAAAAUGUUGAAAAUGUAAUAUCUAAAAAGUCUAUUCCAAAUAGCAAAGAAAAAAUAGAACCUCAAUUACCAAAUAAAAAAAAACUGGUAUUUAAAAACCACAACACAAAAAACAUCAGCUCUGCAACAAUGCUAAGACAAAUGGAUAAUAAGCCAGCUGGUAAUGUUAAAAGUAGUGUAACAGAGGACAAACUUUUAGAAACAAACAAAGAAAAUGUAAUUCCAAGUGAAGCAAGUCAACUUUUGAAAAAAAGAACUGGAAAACAAAAUGGGUCUUCAGGCAGUAACAUUAAGGCUAGCCCAAAUGCUGUAAACCAAUUCACAGAGUUAUCUUUUGAAGCCUCAUUUCAGAAACGGCAAAUACAUUGGGAAAAAGAAAAACAAUUAGAACAUUUUGAGUUGGAUGAGUUUCUUCUUCUUGAACAGGCAGCUGAGGAUAUAUCGUUUUCUAGUAACUCUUCAUUUAUACAGAAACUACUCAAUCAAGAUUAUCAAGUUGCUAAUGGUCAUGGUCGGUUGUCUUCUACACCUGUUAAAAUGGCGUCACAAACAAAAAUAGUUGGUGACGGAGACGUAAAUGUUAAAAAGCAGAAUAAGAGUUGGCAAAAAGAGAUGGGAGUUGGUUCUUCCAUCUCUUUUGAGAAGCAAUAUGAAAAAGAUAUUUAUGAAAAACCUCAAUCCAUUGUCAUUGAUGGGAAAAAAUCAAAACUUACUGAACUGGUUACAAGUGAAGAGGACUCGUCAGAAUCUGAAGAUGAACAUAAUGUUACAGUAACAAGCAUUAACACAGAUUUAGAUAAUCGUGAAGAUGACCUUGUGUCUGAAGACUGUAAAAAACCUUCUAAAAAUCUGAAUGUGGAUAGGAGCAGAGACUUUGAUCUGGACCUAUCAGAUGGAGAGAGUUGUACCAAUGAGUCUACUGUGGUAGAAAGUAAAGAAAUCUUAGUAAAAGAGAACCAUAAUUUAUCAUUCUCAAAUACUAGUGAAGAUGAAUUUGAUGAUGAAAAGACUUGGGAUGACCUUGGUGAUAUAAGAAAUCAAGUUGAGUUUUCUGAAAAUAAACAAAAUGGUGCUUUAAAAGAAUUUAUUCCAUCUGACUAUACUAGUCCAGUGUCUGUGCCAGACAAAACCAUAACAAGGAAGGUGGCUUCCAAAAAAACGGAUGAACUUCUAAGUGUAUCUGUUAAACCAAGCUCUCCUCCUGCUUCCGAUCUUAUGAUGAAACUAUUCCCUUCUCUGAAACCCAAACAGAAACCUGAGCCCCAGUUGGCAAACAAAUCAGUACCAGUGCAAGAUGAUCCGGAUGUUGCACGUUCUCAGCUUCUGAGGGAAAAACUAGUUGAGCUGGAAAGUGAAAUUGAAAGAUUUAAAAUGGAGAAUGCAACGUUAGCAAGACUUCGUGAAGAUCAAGAGAAGUCAUUGGAAAAGCUAAAGAAAGAAGUUGCAGAUUUUGAACAGCAGAAAUCGAAGGAGUUGGCUCGAAUUGAAGAAUAUAAAAAAGAAGAGCUGAGAAAACUGCAGAAAGAACGUAAAGUGUUUGAGAAGUAUGCAAGCGCAGCAAGAGCAAUUCCAGACAAAAAGGAACGAGAAGAAAUCCAGGUUCUAAAGCAACAAGUCACUGAUUUGCAAGAGGAACUUAAACGAAAGGAAGGAAAAUGGUCAAACAAUCAUGGCCGUCUCAGAAAUCAGAUCGAAACAUUAACAAAAGAAAAUGCUGAACUUCGUGAGGAGAUAAAGUUUAUGGAAAAAGUGCGCUUAGAAACCUGGAAGAAAGCAGAAGCAGUGGAAAGUAGCAGGAAGAUGGCGCCAUGUCAAGAAAAGCAACCGAGAUCAGACACCAUAAGUCCACCAAGCACCUCAAGAAAGACCCAAAAUCCAUGUCCCUCUCAACAAGAGAAGACGGCAAAGCAAAUUUUAAGAAGCCAGUCUCCAGUUAAACUUAAAGGAAAGGCUUCAAAAGAUUUCAAGCAAAAUCAGUCUUGUGACUUAAAUAAAUCCGAGAAGACAAAAGUAAAUAAGACUGAAUAUAAAGGGAGCAGUUUGCCGCAGUCUUCUGAGGAGAUUCCAAUAGAACCUAAGAAUCAAAUGAAUGUGGUUAAAGGAACCGAUGAUGAUGUGCAGGGAGAAAUCAGCUAUUCUGAUGGAAAGGUCGAGAGGAUUCUGAGAAAUGGUUGUCAUGUCAUUUUGUUUCCUAACGGGACACGAAAGGAAGUGAGUGCUGAUGGCAAGACGACAACUGUAACAUUCUUCAAUGGAGACAUUAAACAAGUGAUGGCAGAUAAGCGUGUGAUUUAUUAUUACGCAGAUGCUCAGACUACACAUACUACUUAUCCAGAUGGUCUUGAAAUAUUACAGUUUUCAAAUGGACAAAUCGAGAAACAUUUUCCAGAUGGAAAGAAGGAGAUUACCUUCCCUGACCAAACUAUAAAGAAUCUGUACACUGAUGGAAGGGAAGAGAGCAUAUUUCCAGAUGGCACAAUUAUUACUCUCCAGCCAGAUGGAAGCAAACUCAUAGAAUUUGACAAUGGUCAACGAGAGCUACAUACGGCGCAGUUUAAAAGGCGAGAAUAUCCAGACGGAACCAUUAAAACCGUUUAUAGUAAUGGUCAGCAAGAAACAAAAUAUGCCUCUGGAAGAAUUAGGGUAAAGGAUAAAGAUGGCAAUAUUAUAAUGGACACUAAAACUUAAUCUUUUAAAUAUUAUUGUAAUUAUAAUUUAUUUUUGAAAUUUAUUUUGUAUUUAUUUUAGUGGGUUUAAGAUAUUUUAUAUUAUUUUUUAUUAUCUGAGGCUGAUUUACCUAAUGUAUAUAUUGUAUAUAUGAAAAUGUACAUAUAUGUAUUUCUAGGUUUGGCUGUCAAAUAAAUGUCAGAUUUAAUUAA
Molecule: messenger RNA, 4121 nt
Organism: Bombina bombina (fire-bellied toad)
Lineage: Eukaryota; Metazoa; Chordata; Amphibia; Anura; Bombinatoridae
Gene: CPAP
Product: centromere protein J
Exons: 16
Coding region: 1-3930 (1309 amino acids)
Biological process (GO): centriole elongation; cilium assembly
Cellular component (GO): nucleus; centrosome; centriole
Molecular function (GO): tubulin binding
Source: RefSeq, a predicted model, not a curated record